CUGGUAACGCCCGCAGGAGCGGUCCCUGCAGAAGAAGGUCCCGGAGAAGUGUCACUGGCCCUUAAAGUGGGACCCCGCAGCCCGUUCUUCCCGCGCCAGCGGUCAGCGCCCGCGGUUGAGCGGGCCAGGGCAGGGGAAAUGUUGCAGGAGGAGUCGGAUCUGUCUCUCAUCAUUGCCCAGAUAGUGCAAAAGCUCAAGGGCUCCAACCUGUACGCCCAGCUGGAGCGGCAGGCCUGGGCCAGUCUUCAGAGACCUGAAAUUAAGCUUGAAUCACUAAAAGAAGAUAUUAAGGAAUUCUUUAAAAUAUCAGGUUGGGAGAAGAAGCUUCAUAAUGCUGUUUAUAGUGAACUGAGUGUGUUUCCUUUACCUAGUCAUCCUGCUGCGCCUCCUGAACAUCUCAAGGAACCUUUGGUGUACAUGAGAAAAGCACAGGGAAGUUGGGAAAAAAGAAUUUUGAAGAGUUUAAAUAGUAUGUGCACAGAACUGAGUAUCCCAUUGGCAAGAAAGAGGCCAGUUGGAGAGCAGAAAGAACUUCUCAAUAAAUGGAAUGAAAUGGGGACUGAUGAACCAGAUUUAAGCCUUUUCAGACCUGUUUAUGCACCUAAGGAUUUUCUCGAGGUAUUAAUUAAUCUUCGCAACCCAAAUUAUGAAAAUGGUGAUUCUCUUAGUUUCAGGACUCAUUUGGGUUUAAUCCAAGUUCCUCUGAAAGUAAAAGAUAUCCCUGAACUGAAAGAAUUCUUUGUAGAACUCGGCUUAGGUACAGGACAACUGGGUAUAGAUGAUUCGACAAACGUGCCUCCUGAACUUUUUGAAAAUGAGCAUGUACGUAUUGGGCAAAAAGUUCUCGUGGAGCAAGAUAGCGCCGCUGCCCAGCAGUAUAUUAGACAAGGGAGCCCCACAGCUCUGCGGGCUGAGUUAUGGGCCCUCAUCCUGAAUAUUUCCAGUCAGCCUGAGGAUAUCUUAUAUUAUGAGCAGCUUAAAACCAAUGUGAUACAACAUGACCUUUUGGUGGACAGUCUAAUUUAUAAAGAUGUGAAGCUGACAGCAAGUAAUGAUGAUUAUUAUUUUGUAUUUGAAGAUUAUUUAUAUCAGGUACUACUUUGUUUUUCCCGGGAUACGUCCGUGUUGGCUCACUUUGCGUACAACAGCGCUUCACCACCGAAAUCAUACAUAAGAGGAAAACUCGGACUAGAAGAUUAUGCUGUCUUUUAUCCACCGAAUGGUGUCAUCCCUUUUCAUGGAUUUUCAAUGUAUGUUGCACCACUUUGUUUUCUCUACCAUGAACCUUCCAAAUUGUACCUGAUCUUCCGCGAGAUGUAUGUGCGCUUCUUCUUCAGGCUCCAUUCCAUCUCGUCCCAUCCUUCCGGUAUUGUGUCGCUCUGUUUGCUGUUUGAAACUCUUCUGCAAACAUACCUUCCCCAACUCUUUUAUCAUCUACGGGAAAUUGGGGCUCAACCACUUCGUAUAUCAUUCAAAUGGAUGGUCCGUGCUUUCUCUGGAUACUUAGCUACAGACCAACUCUUGCUUUUAUGGGAUAGAAUCCUAGGAUACAACUCCCUGGAAAUUCUUGCCGUGCUGGCAGCUGCUGUGUUUGCUUUCCGAGCAGUGAACCUGAUGGAGGUGACAUCAUUGGCUGCAGCUGAAGCAGUUCUUGCGGAUCUUUCUACUUUAAAAGUCAUGCCUCUUCUUCAGAUUUUUCUGUUUGCUACCGUUACCUGAUUUUCUUCAAGGUCAGGACAACACAUCUAGUUCCUCAUUAGAAACUAAUCAUGAACUAUGCAAACUCUGCAUAAAACCAAAAUUAAACUUGCAUAUAAGCCAAUAAAGAUCAUGUUCCCUCCUCAGUUAAACCUAAGUAGUUUUUCACUUUUUGAAACAAUAAUUCUGCACACCAAAUAUUGCAUUGCAUGCUGCUGAUUUUCAAAAUGGAAGCAAUAGAGAUAACUUCUGCUAAAUUGAACAUCCUAUAUAUAGAAUCCUAAUUUGUAAAAGGCAUGUAACAUUAGAUGCAAUAGGAGCUAAAGAUAUUGUAAUAAACUCAAGAGGUCAUCAAUUCUCUUAUGUCAGUUUGUAAGUUUCCCUCCAGAUGAUGUGUCAUUUAGUCCAAGAAACUGCUGUUCAUGCAGAGCCAGAGGUGAAGUAGGAUGUGAGAAGACUUGAAAAAGACGAUGCUUUUAAGUGGUCAUUCAAGUAUACUUUGGUCUUCUUAACUUGUCUCUCACUGGAGCUUUUAUGGAUCCUUCUCCACUUCUUUUACCCUGUCUUCUGGGGAAGCUCAAAUAUUGUUGUAUCCGCACGAUGGUAUUUAUUUCAUCACUUUUUCAGGAGAAGUCAAAUAAUUGUGAAGUGAUUCACUUCCAACAUCUCCACCUUGCAUCUUUUGUUUAGAAGACUUGACACUGCUGGGCCUGUGGCCAGGUUCUUUCACUUUGGAGGUAUUACAAAGAAGAUACCUAAGUAUUAAAAGGAGGGAAUGAAAAGUCAGAACCAUAUACACUUUUGGUGAAGCUUAAUUUAAUGAGAUUUACUUCCAGGGCGGAACAGUAAAGAGAGACUAGAAGUAAGUACCAUUUGUUCAAGAACUAGGGAAAUAUGUAAGGCAUCAAUCAGACUUAUUUUGAUCUCUUUCUUUUU
Sorex fumeus (smoky shrew) is the source of this 2634-nucleotide messenger RNA. It is a transcript of the gene TBC1D19, whose product is annotated as TBC1 domain family member 19. The transcript has 21 exons. Bases 139 to 1719 code for a protein of 526 amino acids. The record is from RefSeq and is a predicted model, not a curated record. Lineage: Eukaryota; Metazoa; Chordata; Mammalia; Eulipotyphla; Soricidae.